AUGUAGUCUUUAGAGUCUAAUAAAAUCAUUAAUAGCCAAAUUAGAUAAAGUUUAUAGAUUAAUUAUAAGAAUGUAUUUGAAUUGUAAUAUAAAAAUCCAUUGUAAUUUUAUGUAUAGAUAAAGAAUAAUGAGAGUGGAUAUUAUGAAAAUAAUAUUAAUAAUUAAAUUACUCCAGGAGAAAGAAUCAACAAACAAUUUAAACAUUACAAAAUUUUGAUCAAAAUUAAUAAUGAAAUGUAAAUGUAGAUUAUAAAUUAAUUAAAUAAUCUCUAAUUUAAUAAUAGAUUUAUAGUCUUGAUGAUUAAUUCACACUGUUAGUUAAUUGGAUAUAUUUUUAAAUCUACUAACAAUAAGUAGAUUAAUAAUUCAAAGUAUAAAUUAUUUUUCUGUUAAAAUGGGUUAUUGGAACAAGUAAUCAAUAAUACAAAUUAGAAUUUGGUUUGA
Paramecium sonneborni is the source of this 444-nucleotide messenger RNA. Lineage: Eukaryota; Ciliophora; Oligohymenophorea; Peniculida; Parameciidae. The record is from the annotation of a GenBank genome assembly.